Gossypium raimondii (Peruvian cotton) is the source of this 1500-nucleotide messenger RNA. RefSeq names its product NAC domain-containing protein 87. The coding region runs from base 308 to 1291 and encodes 327 amino acids. Gene Ontology annotation, molecular function: DNA binding. The record is from RefSeq and is a predicted model, not a curated record. NCBI's taxonomy places the organism in Eukaryota, Viridiplantae, Streptophyta, Magnoliopsida, Malvales, Malvaceae. The transcript is spliced from 3 exons. Gene Ontology annotation, biological process: regulation of DNA-templated transcription.
AAAAUAAAUAAAAACGAAAUUGAAUAAGCCUAUGAGGCUUCCUCUGUAAGUGCCUUGGAGCCUACGGAUCUUUCGAUGGAACAUUAUCUCCUCUAUAUAAGCUCUUGUUUUUCCCUUUGUUCUACUUUCUUAACGGCCUUCCCUUUUUCUCUUCUGCAAAAGCUAGUUUCAGAUUUCCCCUAUAAAAUCUUUCUCCUUUCUUUUUGCUUUCCACAACUGUUGCUCUGCAUUAUUUCUAGCUUUUUGGGUUCCUUUUUCUUUUGCAUAAAUUCAUAAAGGGUUUCUAUAAUUUGGAUUGAGUUUUCCCAUGGAAGACGCCAUUGUUGUUAACCAACGACACCAAGAGCUGAUGGAGUUGCCGCCUGGUUUUCGGUUUCAUCCUACCGAUGAGGAGAUUAUAACUCAUUAUCUUUUAGAGAAGGUUAUGAACAGCAACUUCAGUGCCGCUGCAAUUGGGGAAGCUGAUUUGAACAAGUCUGAACCUUGGGAUUUGCCUGACAAAGCCAAGAUGGGGGAGAAAGAAUGGUACUUCUUUUGCCAAAGAGAUAGGAAGUACCCGACCGGGAUGAGAACAAACCGAGCAACCCAAGCUGGAUAUUGGAAGGCAACUGGAAAAGAUAAAGAGAUUUUCAAAGGAAAAGGUUGCCUUGUUGGGAUGAAAAAGACCCUUGUUUUCUAUAAAGGGAGAGCUCCAAGGGGAGAGAAAACUAACUGGGUCAUGCAUGAAUAUAGGCUUGAAGGCAAAUUCUCUUACUAUAAUCUUCCCAAAGCUGCUAAGGAUGAAUGGGUUGUUUGUAGGGUUUUUCAUAAGAAUACAGCGGGGAUCAAUAAAAGUCCAAUUGCAAUGGCUUCUCUUGGGGAUGAAUUUAUGGACUAUGCUUCAUUGCCUCCUCUCAUGGAUCCUACUUUUGAUUGUGAAUCUGAAUUCAAGGCCAUCAAUAAAACCCCAGUUUCAAGCUCUAUUUUCAACCCUCAAAUUCCAACCCAAGACCCCGUUUUCUUCCAUCCAGAGACCUCGGAUUCCGGCACUGGCAGCUUACGAACCGAGGACGAGGCGAGUAUAAGAGCAUUGGCAGGCAAUUACAGUGGUGAUCAUAUCGGGCAGAGGCAGUGCAACAAGGUGGAGCAGUUUUCAUCAAAUCAGUCUAUGGUGAGUCCGUCACAAGACACUGGCCAUAGCACUGAAAUUAAUAACAAUGAGAUUUCAUCAGUGAUUUCAAAGAGUUUUGGACUUGGAAGCAUAGAUCCUUAUGAUGAUAUUGAAGAUUUGGCAUGUUUAUGGAACUACUGAAACUUGAAUUGCAACAUUAUUACUGACUUGUUAAUUUAGGAAUUAGUAUAUGAUCUGAAACACUUUUUCUUAAAAAAAAAAAAUCCAAUUAUCAGGUUAUUAUUAUAUUGAAAAGGGAUAUACUACUUUGUAUAGAUAGAUUGAUGGUGUAAUUUUUUUUUCUGAUUAUUACAUUUUCAUUGGCAGAUAACUGAGAAAGAUUCCAUGUA